UAUGUUUGACAUGGCUGUUCUAUGCAGUGUCUCAAUCAGUAGAAGAUGCAACCUGUUUCGUUAUACCGGGAUGACCUCCUAGUCAAAUUUAAGAUAUUAAGUCAUUGUCCAAACAAUCACGGUUUUUGUUCUAAGUAACAUUAAUCCCUGCUAAUGUUUGACUUGCCUACAUGUCAUUGAACUCACUCUGUCACAAAUGGGGGGCCAUGCCUUAUGAAAUUAUUGGUGUAUGAAUGAACAUUAACUGCCUAUAAAGACUCCACUCCAUUUUUUUUGUAUCAGGAAACUGCCAUUGAAUAUUCUACCAUAUUCCACAUUGAUGUUGUCCCUAAAGAUUAGUUUGACUAUAGGCAUAGUCCUUUCCAUUGUAUCCAUAGUUUCCCAUGCUGAAACAAGCUUGGAUGUUGAAAUUCAAGCAUUGAAAGCUUUCAAGAACUCCAUCACUGGUGACCCAAGUGGGGCUCUUGCAGAUUGGGUUGACAGUCACCACCACUGCAACUGGUCUGGCAUUGCAUGUGAUCCAUCUUCAAGUCAUGUCAUUUCAAUUUCCCUGGUUAGUCUUCAGCUCCAAGGGGAGAUUUCACCUUUCCUUGGAAACAUUUCAGGCCUUCAGGUUCUUGAUUUAACUUCAAACUCAUUCACUGGCUACAUUCCUGCUCAGCUCAGUUUUUGCACUCAUCUUUCUACACUAUCUCUUUUUGAAAAUUCUCUCUCAGGUCCUAUUCCUCCUGAAUUAGGAAAUCUUAAAAGCCUGCAGUAUUUGGAUUUAGGUAACAAUUUCUUGAAUGGAAGCCUCCCUGACAGCAUAUUCAACUGCACUUCUUUGUUGGGAAUUGCUUUUACUUUCAACAACCUUACUGGCAGAAUCCCAUCAAACAUUGGGAAUCUAGUUAAUGCUACACAGAUUUUAGGUUAUGGAAAUAACUUGGUAGGGUCUAUACCUCUUUCCAUAGGUCAGUUAGGAGCUUUGCGAGCUCUUGAUUUUAGCCAGAACAAGUUAUCAGGUGUAAUACCUCGAGAGAUUGGAAAUCUGACAAAUUUAGAAUACCUUCUAUUGUUCCAAAAUUCCUUGAGUGGGAAAAUCCCUUCCGAGAUUGCUAAGUGUAGCAAGCUUUUAAACCUUGAGUUUUAUGAAAAUCAGUUUAUUGGAAGUAUUCCUCCUGAGCUAGGAAAUUUAGUUCGGUUGGAGACUCUGAGGUUAUAUCACAAUAAUUUGAAUUCCACCAUUCCAUCUUCCAUUUUCCAGUUGAAAUCGUUAACACAUUUAGGACUCUCAGAGAAUAUAUUGGAGGGAACAAUAUCUUCUGAGAUUGGAUCUCUGAGUUCCUUACAGGUUCUAACCCUGCAUUCAAAUGCUUUUACUGGGAAGAUCCCUUCAUCAAUAACAAACUUGACAAACUUGACAUAUCUGUCAAUGAGCCAGAAUCUCCUUUCAGGUGAACUUCCUCCAAACUUGGGUGUGCUUCAUAAUUUGAAGUUUCUUGUUUUGAACUCCAACAACUUUCAUGGAUCCAUUCCCUCUAGCAUUACCAAUAUUACUAGUCUUGUAAAUGUAAGUUUGUCUUUUAAUGCUUUAACUGGGAAAAUUCCUGAGGGUUUUUCAAGGUCGCCUAAUCUUACUUUCCUGUCUCUUACAUCCAACAAAAUGACUGGGGAAAUCCCAGAUGACCUCUAUAACUGCUCAAAUCUUAGCACUCUAAGUUUGGCAAUGAACAACUUCAGUGGAUUGAUAAAAUCAGGUAUCCAGAACCUGUCUAAACUCAUACGCCUGCAGCUGAAUGCAAAUUCUUUCAUAGGACCAAUUCCACCAGAGAUUGGAAACUUGAAUCAACUCGUCACUUUAUCCCUUUCAGAAAAUAGGUUUUCAGGUCAAAUUCCUCCAGAACUGUCCAAACUUUCUCACCUUCAGGGGCUCUCUCUAUAUGCAAAUGUAUUAGAAGGUCCAAUACCUGAUAAGCUCUCUGAAUUAAAAGAACUAACUGAACUUAUGCUGCAUCAAAACAAGUUGGUUGGUCAAAUACCUGAUUCUCUCUCAAAGCUUGAGAUGCUUUCAUUCUUAGACCUUCACGGCAACAAACUUGAUGGGUCCAUUCCAAGAAGCAUGGGGAAGCUUAAUCAGCUUUUAUCAUUGGAUCUCUCUCACAACCAGCUCACAGGAUCAAUUCCCAGAGAUGUCAUUGCACACUUCAAAGACAUGCAGAUGUAUCUUAACCUUUCUUACAACCACUUGGUUGGAAGUGUUCCAACUGAGUUGGGCAUGUUGGGAAUGAUACAAGCUAUUGAUAUUUCAAACAAUAAUCUUUCAGGUUUCAUUCCCAAAACACUUGCUGGAUGCAGAAAUCUGUUCAAUCUUGAUUUUUCAGGAAACAAUAUUUCAGGUCCUAUUCCUGCAGAAGCUUUUAGUCACAUGGACUUGCUUGAAAACUUAAACCUCUCAAGUAAUCAUCUAGAAGGUGAAAUCCCUGAAAUAUUAGCAGAACUUGAUCAUCUUAGUUCCCUAGAUCUUUCUCAGAAUGACUUGAAGGGAACUAUUCCUGAGCGCUUUUCCAACCUUUCCAACUUGGUGCAUCUCAACCUUUCCUUCAAUCAACUUGAAGGUCCUGUACCCAAUUCCGGAAUUUUUGCACACAUCAAUGCAUCUAGUAUGGUAGGAAACCAGGAUCUUUGUGGAGCUAAGUUCCUAUCACAAUGCAGAGAAACAAAACAUUCACUAUCCAAGAAGAGCAUAUCUAUUAUUGCUUCACUUGGAUCACUUGCUAUACUGCUAUUACUAGUGUUGGUGAUUCUAAUUCUCAAUAGAGGUAUCAAACUCUGCAAUUCUAAAGAAAGGGAUAUUAGUGCGAAUCAUGGACCAGAAUACAGUUCAGCAUUGCCACUUAAAAGGUUCAAUCCAAAGGAGUUGGAGAUUGCCACUGGUUUUUUCAGUGCAGACAGCAUCAUUGGUUCUAGCAGUUUGAGCACAGUUUACAAAGGUCAAAUGGAAGAUGGCCAGGUUGUAGCCAUAAAAAGAUUGAAUCUGCAACAAUUCUCUGCAAAUACUGACAAGAUCUUCAAGAGAGAAGCCAACACCUUGAGCCAGAUGAGACAUAGGAAUUUGGUCAAGGUACUUGGAUAUGCCUGGGAGAGUGGGAAAAUGAAGGCUUUGGUUCUAGAGUACAUGGAGAAUGGGAAUUUGGAUAGCAUCAUACACGGCAAAGGGGUAGAUCAGUCUGUGACCUCUAGGUGGACAUUAUCUGAAAGAGUCCGAGUUUUCAUUUCUAUUGCUAGUGCAUUGGAUUAUUUGCACUCUGGUUAUGAUUUUCCCAUUGUGCACUGUGAUUUAAAGCCUUCUAACAUUCUUUUAGACAGAGAGUGGGAAGCUCAUGUCAGUGACUUUGGGACAGCACGAAUACUUGGUCUUCAUGAGCAGGCUGGUAGUACCCUUUCCUCAUCAGCAGCUUUGCAAGGCACAGUUGGCUAUAUGGCACCAGAAUUUGCCUACAUGAGGAAAGUAACAACUGAAGCGGAUGUGUUCAGCUUUGGUAUCAUAGUAAUGGAGUUUCUAACAAAAAGAAGGCCGACAGGACUCUCAGAAGAGGAUGGUUUGCCAAUCACUUUGCAUGAAGUGGUGACAAAAGCCCUUGCAAAUGGAAUAGAACAACUUGUUGAUAUCGUGGACCCUUUGUUGACCUGGAAUGUUACAAAAAAUCAUGAUGAAGUGUUGGCAGAGCUCUUUAAGCUAUCCCUGUGCUGCACCCUCCCUGAUCCUGAACAUCGACCCAAUACAAAUGAGGUGUUAUCUGCCCUUGUGAAGCUUCAAACAACACUGUCUUGUUAAAUGAUAAACACCACCAAUCAAUCCUUGGAGCUGCUCUUUGUUAAGAAGAAAAAUCAAAAUGAUUCCCAAUUGCCACAUUAUUGUUGCCUUUAACAACAACAAAGUCUUAUCGUGUCCAUGUUAGUUUUCCAAUUAUGAUGAAAUGCACACAAUCUUUUAGUAAUAGAUAACAAAUUAGCAGGGGACUUGAAUUUUUAAUAAAUGUAUGGAAAUUAUCAGCCUUCCUUCACAA
This is a messenger RNA of Glycine soja, 4049 nucleotides long. Its product is annotated as LRR receptor-like serine/threonine-protein kinase FLS2. Bases 320 to 3817 code for a protein of 1165 amino acids. Gene Ontology annotation, molecular function: protein kinase activity; protein binding; ATP binding. Gene Ontology annotation, biological process: protein phosphorylation. The transcript is spliced from 2 exons. The record is from RefSeq and is a predicted model, not a curated record. NCBI's taxonomy places the organism in Eukaryota, Viridiplantae, Streptophyta, Magnoliopsida, Fabales, Fabaceae.